Messenger RNA from Drosophila pseudoobscura, 3088 nucleotides. RefSeq names its product regulatory particle non-ATPase 1 (gene Rpn1). Gene Ontology annotation, molecular function: enzyme regulator activity. Bases 175 to 2928 code for a protein of 917 amino acids. Gene Ontology annotation, cellular component: proteasome storage granule; nucleus; proteasome complex. Gene Ontology annotation, biological process: regulation of protein catabolic process; proteasome-mediated ubiquitin-dependent protein catabolic process. Lineage: Eukaryota; Metazoa; Arthropoda; Insecta; Diptera; Drosophilidae. The record is from RefSeq and is a predicted model, not a curated record. The transcript is spliced from 2 exons.
AUAUUUGAUCGAUAAGUCUGCGGUCACACUGUACCAAAAAGCGCUGUGUAAUUCAGAAACAAGGAAAAAAAAAGAUAAAAAAGAGGAACGAAAAGUGAACGCCGCAUUUACUGCAAAAUCAAAAAUUAAACAAGGUUCUCAAACGAAAGUCGUAGAAAUAUUCGUAGUUGAAACAUGACGGGUGAGAUUAAGCAGGAGCAGAAGGAGCCGGCAGUUGCCGAUCCCAAGGAUUUGAAGGCGAAACAGGGAGAUUCCAGCGAUGACAAAGCAAAGAAAGACGAUAAGGAGCAGCCCGAGCUGUCGGACGAGGAUCAGCAGCUGCAGGAGGAACUGGAGAUGCUCGUGCUGCGUCUGCAGGAGAACGACAUAAAGUUGUACCAGCCAGCGCUGGAAAUGAUGGCUAAGUUGAUACGUGCCUCCACCACAUCGAUGACUUCGGUGCCCAAACCCCUGAAGUUCAUGCGCCCCCACUACGAGACGAUGAAGACCGUCUAUAAACAGAUGCCCGACGAGCAGACGCGGCAGCUGUGCGCCGACAUUAUAUCGGUGCUCUCGAUGACCAUGGGCAGUGGCAAGGAUUGUCUGGCCUACAGGUUCCUGUGCGAUCGUAAGCAAAAGAUCGGCGAGUGGGGCCACGAGUAUGUGCGCCAUCUGUCCGGUGAGAUAUCCGCCCACUAUCACGACACGACGGGCGACUUCCGCACCCAGCUGAUUGAGCUGGUCAAGCAGAUUAUUCCCUACAACAUGGAGCACAAUGCUGAGGCGGAUGCCUGUGACUUGCUGAUCGAAAUCGAUCAUCUGCAUUUGCUCAGCGAGUAUGUGGACGAGUCGGCCUAUCCCCGUGUCUGUUUGUACCUGCAGUCCUGCUAUCCGUAUGUCCCCGAGCCGGACAACACCAUCAUACUGGAGACGGCCCUGCAGCUGUCGCGCAAGUUCACGCAGCAUACCCAGGCCAUGCGGCUGGCCCUGAUGCUGAAUGACAUGGACAAGAUUGGGGAGAUCUUCAAAGAGCCCAAGGAGCCGGGCAUGCAGAAACAGUUGGCCUUCAUGCUGGCCCGCCAGCAAAUCUGCCUGGAGCUGGACGAGUCGGUGCAGGACUACGAUGACCUCAUGGAGAUCAUGUCGAAUGCGAAUUUGAACAAGCACUUCCUCAAUCUGGCCCGUGAGCUGGACAUCAUGGAGCCCAAGACACCGGAGGAUAUUUACAAGUCGCAUCUGGACAACUCGCGAUCGCGUUUCGCCUCCAUUCAGGUGGACUCGGCCAAGCAGAAUCUGGCCGCCAGCUUUGUCAAUGGCUUCGUCAACGCGGGCUUCGGUGUGGACAAGCUGCUGUCCGAGGAUGGCAAUAAGUGGCUGUACAAGAACAAGGAGCACGGCAUGCUAUCGGCCACCGCCUCCCUGGGUCUGAUCCUGCUCUGGGAUGUCGAUGGCGGUCUAACCAUGAUCGACAAGUAUCUGUAUUCCACGGAUGACAACAUUAAGUCGGGUGCCCUGCUGGCCUGCGGCAUCGUUAAUUGCGGCAUUCGCAACGAGGUCGAUCCGGCCCAUGCCCUGCUCUCGGACUACAUUGAGAACCAGAACAAUUGCAUGCGUGUGGGCGCUAUCCUGGGCCUGGGCAUCGCCUAUGCCGGCUCCAAUCGCUCCAUUGUGAUCGACACCCUCAAGACGGUGUUCUCGUUUGGCAGCAACAAGACCUCCGCCAGCGUGGAGAUACUCGGCAUCACGGCUCUGUCGCUGGGUCUGAUCAGUGUGGGUUCCUGCAAUUCAGAGAUCACCGAGAUCCUGCUGCAGACCAUCAUGGGGUUGACCAAGUCCGAUCUCAAGGAUACCUACACAAGAUUCCUGUUCUUGGGCCUGGGUCUCCUCUAUCUGGGUCGUCAAAAGUCCACCGAAGCGGUGAUGAUGACGCUGGAGGUUCUAGAGGAGCCCUAUCGCAGUAUGGCGACCACCAUGGUGGACAUUUGUGCCUAUGCCGGCACUGGCAAUGUUUUGAAGAUCCAGCAGCUGCUGCACAUCUGCUCCGAUCACUAUGAGACUGUCAGCGCCGACGACGAGAAGGAGAAGAGCAAGAAGGACAAGGGCAAGGAUAAGGACAAGGAAAAGGAGAAGGAGAAAGAUAAGGAGCGCGAGAAGGAUCUGUCGGCCACACAAGCGAUUGCCGUUCUUGGCAUUGCCUUGAUUGCCAUGGGAGAGGACAUUGGCGCCGAGAUGGCCUACCGCUCGUUUGGCAACCUGUUGCGCUACUGCGAGCCGGCCAUUAGGCGCUCCGUGCCUUUGGCCCUGGGCCUGAUAUCCGCCUCCAAUCCCAAGCUGAACAUCCUGGAUACGCUGAGCAAGUUCUCGCACGACAGCGAUGCGGAGGUGGCACACAAUGCCAUUUUCGCCAUGGGUCUCGUGGGAGCCGGCACCAACAAUGCCCGACUGGCCUCCAUGCUGCGCCAGCUGGCCCAGUAUCACUCGAAGGAUCCCAGCAAUCUGUUUAUGGUGCGCAUUGCCCAGAGCCUGACCCAUUUGGGCAAGGGCACCCUCUCGCUGAGUCCCUACCACAGCGAUCGCCAGCUGAUGAACCCCAUGGCAGUUGCCGGACUGAUGGCCACGCUGGUCUCGCUGCUGGAUGUGAAGAACCUGAUCCUCAAUCGCUCCCACUAUCUGCUUUACACUUUGGUCCCGGCCAUGCAGGCCCGCAUGCUGAUCACCUUCGACGAGGAGCUCAACCAGCUGCAGGUCCCUGUGCGCGUGGGCAUUGCCAUCGAUGUGGUCGGACAGGCUGGCAAGCCGAAGACCAUCACUGGCUUCCAAACGCACACAACGCCCGUCCUGCUGGCCAUCGGCGAGCGGGCCGAGCUGGCCACCGACGAGUAUCUGGCCCUGACGCCGGUCAUGGAGGGAUUCGUCAUACUGAAAAAGAAUCCCAAUUUUGUCAAAUAGAAAGAUUCAAUCACCGAUCAUCGAUCAUCGGAUCAUCUAUUAGUUAAGUUCAGGCGAGAAAUUUAAGGUUCGGCAACGGAACACCCCAACAAUAUGAAGAACUUGUUUUCUUUUCGGCAAUUGCUUUCAAAUGUCAUUAAUAAACAAUUAUAUCUACUUA